AUGCUCGAGGAUCUACUGAGGGACGUUCAUGGUGUGACCCCAGUUCAGGAGUUCGUUGAUUACGAAGUACACAGUGAGCACGCCACAGAUCACGACCACUACAGCAAGUAUGCCGGUCCUCCCACGGACGAACAAGACGACGCAUGGGACGAUUUGAUAAGACCUGUCUACUUCAACAUCAGCCGCGAGGAACUGGAGGCAGCAGGGGAGUCGUUGGACAAUAUCGUUGAGCUGGUCGACGGAGGAUAUCCCGCUUCCAUCAGUGUGUAUCACGAGCUCCACUGUCUGCGGAACCUGCGGCUCUACCUCUACCAGGAACGGUACUACCCAAACCACACAGAGGCACAAGACCGUUAUCUUCACGGGCAUCUAGGUCAACCAUUGCCUCGAGGUCCUGCGAUUGAGUGUCAUGUGUCACGGCAAUACUGCACUGAACUCAUACGGAUGGAUGACAAGGAGGCCGAUAAGCCGGCUACGAAGUCCAACUCCAGAUUACUCUGCGUGAACUGGAGUGCCGUCGAGGAAUGGAGUUACUCUCGGAUGAUCUCGACCGUUCCUCCUAUCCGAUGGCAGACGGACAGAUAG
Anthostomella pinea is the source of this 585-nucleotide messenger RNA. Lineage: Eukaryota; Fungi; Ascomycota; Sordariomycetes; Xylariales; Xylariaceae. The record is from the annotation of a GenBank genome assembly.